This is a messenger RNA of Drosophila teissieri, 580 nucleotides long. RefSeq lists its product as uncharacterized. The record is from RefSeq and is a predicted model, not a curated record. The transcript has 3 exons. Lineage: Eukaryota; Metazoa; Arthropoda; Insecta; Diptera; Drosophilidae. Bases 33 to 566 code for a protein of 177 amino acids.
UGUCUUUCCGGUGUUUCAUUGCUGAACUUUGUAUGGCACUCCUGCUUAUAAGUGAGUGCCAAACGGAGCGCAAAUGGAACUACGAACCCAUAUCGACGGAAGCCAUCUCAUCCGAUGAGAGUCUAAUAAAGAUAGAUGUCAAGAUUGAGCGCAUUAAUCGCAGAUCGUAUGGACUGACAGCCAAAGUGGACUGGAACUACGAUACGACUGAGGAAACCAUGGUCGAGGCCAAUGUCCUUCGAAGCUCCACGGGCGAUGCCAACGACUACAAGCUGCUUCCGUGGGCCAUUCCCAAGCAAUCGCUUUACGACCACUUGAAUACCUAUUACAAGGAUGUGUCGAUGAAGAACUUCAAGCACUGUUCCAAUGUUCCGCAAUUCGAAGGCAAAUUCCAACCGCCAUUGCCGAAGAAAACCUAUUUCGGCAACAAAUGCGUGAUCGAUGGCGAUGGAUUGCCGGAAAUUGUUCCCUCCGGAUUCUACAUGAUUAUACUGAAAUGCUACGGACCAAAUCAACCCACAUGGAACUCUACCUCAGUUUUUAAAAUAACACCAAAUUUUAUGUAAAACUAUAAUCUUAG